Messenger RNA from Entelurus aequoreus (snake pipefish), 2268 nucleotides. Its product is annotated as equilibrative nucleoside transporter 1-like. Lineage: Eukaryota; Metazoa; Chordata; Actinopteri; Syngnathiformes; Syngnathidae. The transcript is spliced from 14 exons. The record is from RefSeq and is a predicted model, not a curated record. The coding region runs from base 220 to 1599 and encodes 459 amino acids. Gene Ontology annotation, biological process: uridine transmembrane transport; nucleoside transmembrane transport. Gene Ontology annotation, molecular function: nucleoside transmembrane transporter activity. Gene Ontology annotation, cellular component: plasma membrane.
AGUGUGACAGACAACACAGAACACACCGAGGGGAGCCUGAACGCAGCAGCAUUACUACAAGUGUGACAGACAACACAGAACACACCGAGGGGAGCCUGAACGCAGCAGCAUUACUACAAGUGUGACAGAACACAGCAGACCACGCGCUCCAAUGAGAAGAGCUGGUGCCUCCCUGAUUAAAAGCCCUGACUCUACUGCACACACCAAGCCCAGAGAAGUAUGACUGCCUUCAACUCGCCCAGAGACAAAUACAAUGGCGUGUGGAUCAUUUUUUUUAUCCUGGGCUUGGGAACCCUCUUGCCAUGGAACUUCUUCAUGACGGCCACCAUGUACUUCACCAGUCGGCUGAAGGACUCCCCCACAGAGUUCAACCAGACGGCCAACCAGACCAACGUUGGCCUGGACACGCGUAACGUCCUGGAGUCCAAAUUCAACAACGUGAUGACGCUGUGCGCCAUGGUGCCUCUGCUCAUCUUCACCUGCCUCAACUCCUUCAUCCACCAGAGGAUCCCUCAGAAGCUGCGCAUCUCUGGCAGCCUGACGGUCAUCCUGGUGGUCUUCCUGCUGACGGCCCUGCUGGUGAAGGUGGAUGUGACCCCGCUGGCCUUCUUCACGCUCACCAUGAUCAAGAUCAUCUUCAUCAACUCGUUCGGGGCCAUCCUCCAAGGCAGCUUGUUUGGUGUGGCAGGGAUUCUCCCCGCCUCCUACACCACACCCUUCAUGAGCGGCCAGGGUCUCGCUGGCACCUUUGCUGCCUUCUCCAUGAUCUGUGCCCUGGCCACUGGGUCGGCCCUGCGGGACAGCGCCUUUGGCUACUUCAUCACCGCCUGCUUUGUCAUUCUCAUGGCCAUCAUCUCCUACCUCACCCUGCCCAGGCUGGAGUUCUUCCAGUACUGCAUGGAGAGCAGCAGAUCCAGACCAUCUGGGGACGAGGACAACAAGAUGGAUCUUCUCAAAAAAGAGAGUCAAGACGAGAGGCAAGCGGUGGUCAGUCUGAUGGCGGACGACAGCAAAUCUUCCGUGUCUGUGCCGAGAAUCUUCAAGAAGAUCUGGGUCAUGGCUCUGUCUGUGUGCUUCAUCUUCACCAUCACCAUCGGAAUGUUCCCGGCCGUGGCCGUCGAUGUCAAGUCGACGGUGGCCAACGGAGGAGGAUGGGACACCUACUUCAUACCUGUUUCCUGUUUCCUGCUCUUCAACCUGAUGGACUGGGCUGGCAGGAGUCUGACCGCAUUGGUCAUGUGGCCCAACAAGGACAGCAAGUGGCUGCCCACCCUGGUGGUGGUGCGGGUGGUGUUUGUGCCGCUCUUCAUGCUGUGUAACGUCCAUCCUCGCCACUUCCUGCCCGUGCUGUUUGCUCACGACGCUUGGUACAUCGUCUUCAUCGUCCUCUUCGCCUUCUCCAACGGCUACCUGGCCUCUCUCUGCAUGUGCUUCGGACCCAAGAACUGGAUGGAUCAGAUAAGCAACAGGGCUGUUCAAUACAGAAAGUCGCACAACACGAGGCGGAGACGGCGGGCGCCAUCAUGGCCUUCUUCCUGUCGCUGGGCUUGGCACUGGGAGCCGCCAUCUCCUUUCUGUUCAGGGCCAUCAUCUAGCUAGUGAAGACUGGACACCACUCAGCCUUCCACCAUUGUUACCAUGGCAACACCUUUCUGACAGAAUGCAAGGCAACAUGAUUGACAUCUUGCUAUUUAUAAGAUGUCACAUUCUUCAUACUUUUGUUCAUGCGGUUCAAAAGUUGACACGUUUUAUAUUUUUAACACCAACAGAAAUUUUCAAAGAACUAUUAGGGCCCAAACAUGUACAUAAUAUGACAAAGUAUGUGUAUACUAUUAGGGCCCAAACAUGUACAUUAUAUGACAAAGUAUGUGUAUACUAUUAGGGCCCAAACAUGUACAUUAUAUGACAAAGUAUGUGUAUACUAUUAGGGCCCAAACAUGUACAUAAUAUGACAAAGUAUGUGUAUACUAUUAGGGCCCAAACAUGUACGUAAUAUGACAAAGUAUGUGUAUACUACUUUUACGCCCAUGAUGCUUUUACUCAAGUUACUGAACUGUUAAAGUUGCUGCCAUUUCUCAAGUGUUUAGUAUAUCUGCACAAAAACUCUACAGCUAAGUUUAUUUUUGUAUCAUUGAGAAGAUCUUUUACUCUUUUGGUUUGCCUGUUUGUAGUCCAUUUGCUAUUCAGAGUUCUUCAGGUACGAGUCUUACUCACAAGUCAAUUCCCCUCGAGGAUUGGCAAAGUAUUUCUGAUUCUGUGUACGUUCCU